CCACCUCGCCGCUGGCUCCAAGAACUCCCCUCCGCGGGGGGUGGUUCUGAGUUCACCGGCAACGAGGGGAAGAUGAUCUUGUUCUCAGGGAAUGACUAUCUUGGGUUGAGCACUCAUCCCUCCGUUGCGACGGCGGCGGCCAAGGCUGCUUUAGAACACGGGAUGGGGCCGAGAGGGUCCGCUUUGAUUUGUGGGUAUACUAAUUACCAUAGGUUGUUGGAGGACGCACUGGCGGAAUUGAAGAAGAAAGAGGAUUGCCUUCUUUGCCCUACUGGUUUUUCUGCUAACAUGGCUUUCAUGUCAGCUCUGGGAAGUGCCAGCUCCCUUUUGGUUGUUGGUAGAAAACCAUCAAAAGAUGAGAGAAUUGCUAUUUUCUCAGACGCCUUGAACCAUGCAUCUAUAAUUGAUGGGAUUCGCCUCGCUGAACGGCAGCAAGAAGUUGAAAUUUUUGUAUAUAAGCACUGUGAUAUGGUUCAUCUCAAUUCUCUCCUAUCACGUUGCAAACUAGAGAAGAAAGUUGUCAUCACUGAUAGUCUGUUUAGUAUGGAUGGAGAUUUUGCUCCAAUGCCCAAACUUGUUGAGCUUCGGAGAGAGCAUGGAUUUUUAUUGGUAAUUGAUGAUGCUCAUGCAACCCUUAUAUGUGGUGAGAAUGGUGGUGGAGUCCCGGAACUUUAUCAGUGUGAAAAUGAUGUUGAUAUAUGCAUAGGCACUCUAAGCAAGGCGGUUGGUUGCCAUGGUGGUUUCAUCGCUUGCAGCACUAAAUGGAGACAACUCAUACAGUCUAGAGGACGGUCUUUUAUAUUUUCAACUUCGAUUCCAGUGCCCAUUGCUGCUGCAGCCCAUGCUUCCCUCGUCAUCGCAAGAAAAGAGAAGUGGCGAAGAAGAGAAAUUUGGCGUCGGGUGCAUGACUUCAAUUCUUUAACUAACCUUCAUAUUACUAGUCCUAUAAUUUCUAUAGUUGUUGGCAGUGAAGAGUCAGCACUGACUGCAAGCAGGUACAUGUUAAAAUCUGGUUUCCACGUAACAGCAAUUAGACCUCCGACAGUCCCUCCAAAUUCUUGCAGGUUGAGGAUAACUCUGAGUGCUGCACAUACCUCUGAUGAUAUUAGAAGGCUUGUCAAUGCAUUAUCUCAAUGCAUCGAGCUCCCUCAUAUCGAAGAAGAGAGUUGUCAGAUAGUUUCUAAGCUUUAGAAUAAUGAAUCGUCGUCUUUGAUAUGAAAUUUAAAAUUAUUUAGUUUUAUUGAGAUAUUGUCAGUCAUAUUAACUGGUUUGCCAGUUAUAGGUUUAUCUAGUAAAUGAAAUAAUGUUUUGGAUUUAAAUAUAAGCUGCGAUAUAUUUCCACCGAGAUCUGAGUGAAGACAAAAACAGUGUAGAGGGCCCUCUAUAGAAAAUCACACAGGGAAGAGAAACUGCACUUGUUUCAACAACAAUUUUGAAAUUAUUGAUUGCACUGAUUCGGAUUCAUGUACUAUGUUUAUUGAUUUUAUAUAUUAUAUGUUUAUU
Messenger RNA from Asparagus officinalis (garden asparagus), 1503 nucleotides. Its product is annotated as 8-amino-7-oxononanoate synthase. The transcript is spliced from 11 exons. The record is from RefSeq and is a predicted model, not a curated record. NCBI's taxonomy places the organism in Eukaryota, Viridiplantae, Streptophyta, Magnoliopsida, Asparagales, Asparagaceae. Gene Ontology annotation, biological process: biosynthetic process. Gene Ontology annotation, molecular function: pyridoxal phosphate binding; transferase activity. Bases 73 to 1191 code for a protein of 372 amino acids.